CGCUGCGCCCGGCAGAAAUGGAGGCCAUCGAGGAACUGGUGAUCCAGCCCUGCGCCUCCUCCCUCUACCUGCGCCCUUUCCGCCUCUGCUACCGGCAGAACGGCACUAAGAAGGUUUGGGACUUUAUGAGGACACAUGACAGUGUGUCAAUCCUGAUCUUUAACACUUCUCGGCAGUGCUUUGUUGUGGUGAAGCAGUUCCGCCCAGCUGUUUACAUGUGUGAAGUAGAAAGACAUUGUCCUCAAGUCUUCCAGAAUCAAGACAAGGAGAACUUCUGUCAUCUAGAGGAUCCUUUACCUGCUGUAGUAGGAGUGACUUAUGAACUCUGUGCUGGCAUUGUCGACAAACCAGAUCUUUCUUUAGAAGAAAUAGCACGUGAGGAAGUCUUAGAAGAGUGUGGCUAUUGUGUUCCUGUUACGGACCUAAGGAAGAUCACCUCUUACAGAUCUGGAGUUGGUGUGACAGGUUCUAGGCACACCUUGUUUUAUGCAGAAGUAACAGACCAGAUGAAAAUUCGUGAAGGAGGUGGCCAGCCUGAAGAAGGGGAGCUGAUAGAAGUUGUAGAAAUACCUUUAGAAGAUUCUACCAAAUUUGCUUUUGAUGAGAGUAUCCCAAAGACACCAGGUGUCAUUUUUGGCUUUGUGUGGUUCCAAAGCAACAUAGCACCCAAGCUAACAAAAAAAUAAAAUCAAAGCACAAAAGAUUUUGAGAAAAACUUUUCCAUUAUUUCUGUGCAUGCAGAAGACUGCAAGCCUGCCUGCCUUGAUCAACUCAAAUUAUCGCAAAGGGAAUCUUUCCGAAAAUAAACUUUGAAACAAAAUUAGAAGUAAAAUCCUGACACAAUUUCCACCAGUGGCAAAACCUCUUACUGGCUUCACUGGGGCUAGAAUUUGUCUCUGAGAGGCAAAUGCUGAUUCCUACACAAAACCUAAGUAAAUGUGUCCAGUGUUAGAAGCUCUCUGUUUUUGUGGCACUGCUCUAACGCUGUUCUGCAGAGAUGCUAAGAGCCUCAGUGCAGCUGCUACACAGGCUUGUCCCUGUGGUAUAUAGAUACUGGCAGCUGCUUGUUCACUGUAGUUCUCAUAGCGGUGGGGUUUUUUGGGGUUUGUUUGUUUGUUUGUUUUUGGCUUGGGGUUCUUCAGCAGCAGCAGAUCUUAAUCGUCAAAUAAUGCUAACUACAUACCUGAAUUCUGCACAGCCUUCAGGGAGGAGCUUUCUCAUUUCUGUACAGAAAAUAUUUGCAUUUCUGAACAUGCAGACCUCUAUUUCAUAAGCACACAGAAACACAUUUGUAAGCUGUUCUGCUAAUGUGUCAUUCUGACAGUAGACCAGCUCUAAGCCUAUGUGUUAGAGUGUAUUUCAACUGCAGUGCUGAGCACCAGUGACAGGGAUAUCAUGGGGGCUACCACUGGAACACAUACCCUCUGUUUUAUGGAUAAUCCUUGAUUAAUUAGAUCAGACUGUGUCCCUUAGAGCAGGACUUGGGAUGCCAAAAUUCUUUUCAUUUGAUUGUGAGAUGACUAGUACAAGUCCUUUCUUUGAGAUGUUGUGCAUCUCUGUUUGUUUAUUGCUAAAAUGAAAAAAAGAGGACUUACUCCUCAGGUAAAGCUUUUUGAAAUCUAGCAGUUGGAAGUUCUUUAUUGGGAGGUUUUAUUGUCAUUUGUGCAGUUUACAUCAAAGCCUGUACAACUUGCACAGAUAUACUGAGCAACACAGUUUAAUUCAGUAAGUGGUCUAAUUAGAAUGUAUGUUAUAUAUUCUAUCAGCAUAGUUUAGAUGUAGACAGUCAUAUGAAACUGUUAAUAGCAUAAACGAGAGAGAAUCAAGUCUGGCAAUUUAAUUAUACACUUGUUCGUGUUAUUCACUCAGUUAAUAUUAAUUAAUAUGACAACAUUAUAUAUGUUUGUAGCACUACUGAGGUACAUGUAUUUUCAGGAGACGAGUCCUGGAAAUGUGCAACCUUUCACAUAGCAAAUGGAAUAAAUUCAGUACAGAUCAACUGGAAGUAAUUGUAUCCAGUGGGUGAUUUGAAAUUGCUGCAGUCUGAAACAGAUGUAUAAAUAAAAGAAAAAGACUGAUACUUGCUGCUAUCCUACUGACAGUUACAAAGGAAAGCUCACUGAAAAGUCGCUGGAGAAAGAACAGUCUCAGCCCAUGGGAGUCAGACACCUUUUAUGAAAGUCCAAACAAAUUUACAUUGAACUGUGCCUGGUCUGUGGAUGAGUCUAGGGCUGAGUUAUCAUGAAAAGUAAAUUAAUUUUGUCUGUCUUGUGUAUUUACAUUGGAAGGUAUUUUAAGGCUGGGUCUUGGCUUCUGUGCAUCUUUACAGUGUCUAGUACAAUGUGUCCUGAUUGCUGCUGAGGCCUUUAAGGACUACUAGAAUAUGAAUAAUAAAUAAUAUAAGUAUGA
Molecule: messenger RNA, 2409 nt
Organism: Rhea pennata
Lineage: Eukaryota; Metazoa; Chordata; Aves; Rheiformes; Rheidae
Gene: NUDT14
Product: nudix hydrolase 14
Exons: 5
Coding region: 18-686 (222 amino acids)
Biological process (GO): ribose phosphate metabolic process; nucleoside phosphate metabolic process
Molecular function (GO): metal ion binding; UDP-sugar diphosphatase activity
Source: RefSeq, a predicted model, not a curated record